This is a messenger RNA of Puntigrus tetrazona (Sumatra barb), 3465 nucleotides long. It is a transcript of the gene best2, whose product is annotated as bestrophin 2. Gene Ontology annotation, molecular function: chloride channel activity. Lineage: Eukaryota; Metazoa; Chordata; Actinopteri; Cypriniformes; Cyprinidae. The record is from RefSeq and is a predicted model, not a curated record. The coding region runs from base 20 to 1897 and encodes 625 amino acids. The transcript has 9 exons.
UGGAGCUCGGUGGAGCGUGAUGACCGUCACUUACACGGCCAGAGUGGCCAACGCGCGCUUCUGCGGCUUCUCCAAACUGCUGCUGGCCUGGAAGGGAAGCAUCUAUAAGGUCCUGUACAAAGAGUUCCUGGCCUUCUUCGCCAUGUACGCGGCGAUCAGCAUCACAUACAGAUUCUUCCUUGCGGACGAUCAGAAGAGAUACUUUGAAAAGCUGUCUAUUUACUGCAACAACUACGCCAGUCUCAUCCCAAUGUCCUUCGUAUUAGGGUUCUACGUGACACUGAUAGUGAACCGCUGGUGGAGUCAGUACAGCUCCAUCCCGCUGCCGGACCGGAUCAUGUGCACGCUCUCGGGGGGUGUUCAGGGCGGGGACGAGCACGGCAGGCUGCUGCGCCGCACGCUGAUGCGUUACGUCAGUCUGUCCGCGCUCCUGAUCCUGCGCUCCGUCAGCACGGCCGUCUUCAAGAGGUUCCCCACCAUGGACCACGUGGUCGAAGCGGGUUUUAUGACCAGAGAAGAGCGUAAGAAGUUUGAGAGUUUACACUCCCCCUAUAAUAAGUACUGGAUCCCGUGCGUGUGGUUCACUAACCUGGCCGCCGUGGCUCGCUGCGAGGGCAGGAUCAAAGAUGACAACACGUACAAACUUCUUUUGGAGGAGCUGAAUGAUUUCAGAGGGAAGUGCAGCAUGCUUUUUCACUACGACAUGAUCAGCGUGCCGCUGGUCUACACACAGGUCGUGACGCUGGCGGUGUACAGUUUCUUCCUGGUGUGUCUGAUUGGCCGUCAGUUCCUGGACCCGAGUCAGGGUUAUCCGGGUCACGAUCUCGACCUCUAUGUCCCUAUCUUUACUCUCCUGCAGUUCUUUUUCUAUGCUGGCUGGUUGAAGGUGGCAGAGCAGCUCAUAAAUCCAUUCGGUGAGGAUGAUGAUGACUUUGAGACCAACUGGUUGAUUGAUAGAAACUUCCAGGUGUCUAUGAUGGCGGUGGACGAGAUGUAUGGAGAUCUGCCCGUGAUGGAGAGAGAUCGUUACUGGAACGAUUCGAACCCCCGUCCGCCGUACACAGCCGCCACGCUCUUUGUGCUGCGCAAACCCUCCUUCCAGGGCUCCACCUUCGACAUGGCAAUUCCCAAAGAGGACAUGCAUUUCCAGCCUCUGGAGGAGAUCGCUGAAAACCUGGAGGAAUCUGUGACACGCAAUCACAACCUGGCCCUCUUUAACCGGCUGCUAGGCUCCGCCCCCUCUCCCACAGGCUUCGUGGGCGGAGCCUUACGGCGCACCUCCGCCCAGCUGCAGCGCUUGACCCGCUCCGUCAGCCCCGACCCGUCCUUCUCCGACGCGGAGGACGAGGAAGACAAGAGCGUGGGGAGGAGCACGGGAUCCAUGCCGUCUGGACUCGGCCUGGACACCACCCAGAGCACCAUCUGCAGCUGCGGAGGACUCAUCGGCACCUGUCCUCCUCUGUCCGGGGCGGAAGUCCACGCGCAAGGUGAGAGAGCUGGAGAGAAGAUGACCGAAAAACAGCCACAAGUGCCAAAAAUCCCGCCUCCCACGGCGCGGACGUCCACAGGCAGGAGGAGUCCUCUUGCUCUGGCGGUCAAGUCUCAUUUCUGGACCUCAAACGCCACCAACCGCUCCGUGCCGGACUUCUUCUCCUUCCAUCCUAUCGGUGACCCGCUAAAGGUCAUGACCCCCAAACCACAGCGGAGCGACGGCAAAGCAGAAGCAGCGUCUUUGCUGGCUGUCCCGUCGAUUGAAGUCUCCACGUUCCCACAGAACACAGGAAGAAAGCAGAUGCUGGCCGAUUCACAGCUGCUGCCCUCGAACGGUCAAACCCAAUGUCAGUGUGCAGGUCUAGGGUCGGAGGUCACGGGGGCAGGGGGUCCGGUCAAACAGUGACCAAAUACACUGAGAAGCAGAUCCUGCUUAUAUUAUUUUUUUAAUACAUUAAUUUAGACAAUGUUUGGAGAUCAUUUAACUGUAUUUGUAGACUAAUCAUGCGACUCAACCAUAAUAAGCACUUAAAUCCAUCUAGUUUUUCUAGUUUCUUGAAAAUUAAUCGAGUGCAUGUUUAUAUAAAAUAGCAACACGUGACCAAAAAUUGCAUUUGAAUAUGCAACAAUAAAUUAAAGAAUGAAUAGGACACAAGCAACGCUCUUAUGAAUAUGAAUAAAAGGGUUUAGAUGAUUAUUAGGUUUGAUCCAAACUGUAAUGAUGGGAAUGAUCCUCAUGAGGGCAGUAUUGCAGCAGUCUUCUGGUUCUUUCUGAUCCAUCGGUGAAACACAAAACAAGUAACAAUAUGUUAAGCAAAGCUAUGCAUUUAUUCUCUCUCUAUAUAUAGUUUACAACAGAAUGAGUUUCUAGUUUUACAAUAGGAACAGAAAGAAGUCUAAUUAAAAGCUGGGAAACUGAAUUCAAGGUUUUAUUAAAUUAUAUUAAUCAUUGCACAAAAGAAUUCACUUACAGAAAUGUUUCACGAUCUCAUCAUCAAGGUUGAAAAUAUUGCCGUUAAAGAAGAAGCAUCAGUUUUAUUGAAGGAAAUGAGGAGACACUAUGCACACGUUUUUUAUAUAUUUGCUGGAAAGCGAAAGUCUUACAUUUCUCUAGACGACUGUAAAUUAUAUUUUUUAAUAAAAGGAAAACGUUUCUCCCCGAUAUUUAUUUUCUUUGUCUUUGAAUAUUUAAAUAUGUGUACUAUUUUAUUACUAAAAUAUAUCCCUAAAACUUCACAGAGUGCAGGAUGUUGAAUAACCCUGACAGGUGGAGUUUAUAACACUGAGCAAAAAAAAGAUGAAAUAAGAAAUAAGAUGAUUUAGCAGUCUUUGGAAUGAAGAUAAGCAGUCCUUUAAAAUGUCAAAAGAAAUGAUUUUUUCCAUUUUAUUUCUGCUUUUCUCUCUGCGAGGCUUGGCAGGCGCAAUGUGCUUUAGGAUGUCUGUGCAUGCAGUAUUUAAAAGCACAAAAAGUGUUGAUCUGCAUCUAGAUCAGAAGUGUUCGUGAGUAGGCUUGAGAUGAGCGAAUAUCAGACGCAUGAAAAAUAACUGGAAAAUAAUCAGAAAUAAAGAUUCGAAUGAUCUCCAUUUCUCUUAUAGAGAGGCCGAGGGAGAGCAUUAAGUCCAAGUCGUGUCCUAAAACUCGCGUGGGUUGUUUAUAAAUGUGGAGGCCGACGGAUCAAAGUUUAUAUAAUAGGUUCAGACCGGUCAAGUACAGCUGAGCUUCAAAGCUGGAGAAUAUAGUAGAUGCUAACAGUCCUUAGCAAUGAUGGCUAACCACCUUUACCAGGGAGGCGGGGAGAGUUUUUAUAAAUAUGAUCUCUGGUAUGGAUUGAAAUCAAAUCUGUGUGUAUGCACAAUUUAUAAAUGAGGCCCCUUGAGUCGGCCAGGGAUUCAAACCAAUCAAAAUAAGCAUCUUCCGCUCCAUUCAAGAGACUUGGAGUUUUUUUUUCUUAUAAAUCUAGUGUAUAUUGAUAU